AUGCAUGUGAGUACGCACUGCAGAGAAGAGCCGGAAGCAUUGCCUCCUUUGUUGCUGUUUUGCCAGUUGUACUUGGAUUUAAGCAAACAACAAACAAAAGCAGCACAUCUCGUCGCCGUUGGGGGGCGUGCACAAAACACCAUUUCGGGAUUGAAGGCCGGGGGUUUGAAGAUUGCCCUUCUUAGGGUUGGUGAAGUCCUGGAGGGUUUGGCACAGCAGCGGCGGCUCGAUGCCUUCUGCUGGUGGCUGCUAGCGUCCAUAAGAAGAGCUCAGCAACGCGCUUCGGAGGCGAUUGCUGCUCUGCUCGAGUGUAUACGAAUAUGUCCGUCGUUUGCUGCGGCGUGGGAAGACCUAACGGAAGUAUUAGCAGCACAAGUGUUUUCUCCUGGGCGAGCGCACAGCCCGCUCCCCUGGGCAGGGCCGGACUCAGCAGCAGCACCCGCAGCUGCUGCAGCAGCUGCUUUGGUGGGGGCUGCGGUUCGGCCUGUUGUGUCUGGGGCUUCUGGGGAAGGUGCCUCUGCACCGGCAGCAGACGAACGACAGAGGAAGAACGACGGAGCUAGCCAAAACCAGCAACAGCAGCAUGAACAGCAUUCAAUGCAGACCGAUACGCAUCCCGCUUGCAACCAGGACGUUGCCAGUAGCGACACCCUUAGCAGUAGUAGCAGCAGCAGCGGCGUUGAUGCCUCAGAAGUUCUGCAGCAGGAAGAGCGCCAGAGGCGGGGCUUGGCUGGGGCAGAAGGCACUCGGGGCAAAUGCGUUAUUUCAGCAGCAGCACAAGCAGCAGCAGCAGCAAUAGCAGCGGAAGGGGAAGCAGCUGAUGAAACAACAACAACAGCAACAACAAGAACAACAACAACAAAAACAGCAGCAGUGGUCACUAGCCCGACAGCGGAUGGAUUUUGUGUCGAAAACGUUAAGGCAUAG
This is a messenger RNA of Eimeria maxima, 927 nucleotides long. RefSeq lists its product as hypothetical. Gene Ontology annotation, molecular function: protein binding. The record is from RefSeq and is a predicted model, not a curated record. Lineage: Eukaryota; Apicomplexa; Conoidasida; Eucoccidiorida; Eimeriidae. Bases 1 to 927 code for a protein of 308 amino acids. The transcript has 4 exons.